This is a messenger RNA of Ooceraea biroi (clonal raider ant), 3447 nucleotides long. It is a transcript of the gene CycA, whose product is annotated as cyclin A. Gene Ontology annotation, biological process: mitotic cell cycle phase transition. Gene Ontology annotation, molecular function: cyclin-dependent protein serine/threonine kinase regulator activity. The record is from RefSeq and is a predicted model, not a curated record. NCBI's taxonomy places the organism in Eukaryota, Metazoa, Arthropoda, Insecta, Hymenoptera, Formicidae.
CAGCUGUUGGAGUUUCCUUGUUUGAAAUCGAACGGCAAUCGAAGCUCGCUGGUUGAUGAUUGCGCGAACAUUUCCGCGGCGUUUUACCAUGCUCGGCUGGCUGUAAGUAAUCGGGAUUGCAAGAUUUCGUCGUGGACGCGGAGUAAACAGGGCGGGCUCGCGUAUUAUUUCUCGGCAGAACGCUCUUUUUACCCGGUGUGUUGACCCGGCGAGAAAAACUAUCCCGAUCCCACGAUUCAUAGCCUAACUUUCAUCAUACACGUAAACGGAAAACCUUUUCUGGAGCAAACGAAAUCUGAAAAAACGAGUGAAGUACAAUGGCUACGACUAGGAUGCAUCAGGAGGAUCAGGAAAAUCACACCGCGGCCGAUCCACGCGGCCGCGGUAAGGAAAACUACAGCAUCGUGAGCACGCACACGCAAGCGUUGCAACAACAGAACAAACGCUCCGUCCUUGGGCCGCUGCACAAUAAUUUCUUACGGAACGUGACGAAGCCCGAGAUUUGCAAAGAAGAAAAGAACAUUAAGCCCAAAUCUUGCACACAUCAUGAGUCGCUGAAAAUUUAUAAAAGCAAGACAGAAUCGAACUUUCAAAUAUACGAAGAUAAUUCGGAAAGAGAGAUAUCUGUUCAGCUCACGGAAGCUCACUUGAAGGAAAAGAGGGAAACUGAAAUUGUUCAAGAGACUGUGAAGAUCACAAGAUCUGAAAGAGAGUAUGAAAGAUUAGAAGCGGAUACGUCUGUCGCUACAAGUCGCGUAGCGUUCCUUAACACUUAUAAAGAAGACGAUCAGAAGAAGCAGGAUGACGACCUCUUCAAGGACAGUCCCAUGUCAUUGGGAAUGUCAGCGGAGAAGUCUGCUUCAUGUAGUACUAAUACCCUCAAAGACGAGUUCGUGAACAAUGGAUAUCUUAAACGUGAAAAGGUUAUUUUUGAUGUAGAAGAAUAUAGGGAUGAUAUAUAUAAUUAUUUACGGAUAUCAGAGACACUUCAUAGACCCAAACCUGGUUACAUGAAGAAACAACCUGAUAUCACGUACUCGAUGAGAUCUAUACUGAUAGACUGGCUCGUGGAGGUAGUUCAGGAAUACCGAUUACACAACGAGACGCUAUAUUUGGCUGUUUCGUAUAUAGAUCGCUUUCUCUCAUACAUGAGUGUCGUAAGAUCGAAAUUGCAACUUGUUGGAGCUGCUGCUAUGUUCAUUGCAGCGAAAUACGAGGAGAUUUAUCCACCGGAUGUAAACGAAUUUGUAUAUAUCACGGAUGAUACAUAUACGAAAACACAGGUGAUACGAAUGGAAAACUUGAUUCUGCGAGUUCUCGCGUUUGAUCUAACUGUGCCAACGCCCCUUACAUUUCUCAUGAAAUUUUGUGUCAGCAACAACUUGUCAGAUAAAAUUAGGUACUUGGCAAUGUACUUUUGCGAAUUGUCGUUGCUCGAAGCAGAUCCAUAUCUGCAGUACUUGCCCAGCCACUUAGCUGCGUCUGCAAUAGCGCUCGCACGGCACACGUUACACGAGGAGAUCUGGCCGGAGGAACUGGAGCUGUCGACGGGAUACAGUUUGAAGAAUCUUACGGAGUGCAUCUCCCAUUUGGACAAGACUUUCCACAGCGCUCCCAACAUCCGGCAACAGGCGAUACAAGAAAAAUACAGAAAUAAGAAGUACGGUCACGUGUCUCUGCUAUUGCCGCGCAGUACAGAACCGGUGUCAUGCGAGCGCGAGGAAGAAAGCGCAUAGUCAAGAAUACUGUUGUCCGACGAACACAGAAUUGAAGCAAUUAUCUCUGUGUAUAAAUUGGUAAUUAAUAACGAACCUCUUUUGAAAGCCUUACGUAUAUCGCAAGAGGAGGGAAUUCGAGACCUAGCAAGACUGACCUACCGUUCCACAAAAUGGAAGGAAAGCGUACAGUUUUUUUUAUUUCUCUGUUAAAGUGUGUUCGGUACGUUUUGCAGAAGCAAGAACGUACCUGGCUCUCCCUCUCCUACUUUUAUUGCGCCUGCUACUAUAUAUAUAUAUAUCUUACAGCGUAACUACUAAACUUAAAAUUUCCAAUAAUUGAUUUUGAUUUUGUCGUUAUAUUAAUGCGCGAGAUCAGAUAAAGGGAGAGAUAAUUGCAUAAUCGAAAGAUUAUAUUUUUAUAAGCAUUUUUUUCAGAGAAGAUUGUAUUAAAGUAACGACGAGCGCUGUUUCCAACACGGUACAAUACAAACGAGUAAAUUCGAAUCAAAAAAAGUGAAGUGCCCGAAUAAUAAUGAUAAUCGUAAGCAAAGCGAUUUUGUAUUUAUUAUCAUCGUAUUUACGAUUAAAUAUAUCCCAGUGAAUGAAUAAAAAAAACGGCUGAACCCAUUUUGAAUUCUAUCACUGCAAAAUUAGUUGCAUGCAUUUCGAUCAAUUUUUCAAUCUUUGUACAGUUUAUUUAUUUCGACAUUUUAGGUACCGUUAUUGAUAUCAAAUUUGCUUUGUUUUUUUAGACUUAAGAAUUUGUCCUUAUAUAUGUAUACAUAUAUAUAUAUAUAUAUCCUUGUACCGCAUGGUACAAGAGUAUUACAGUUUAUGCUGUGUAAGAUUGCACUGUCAAUGUGCUCAUGGCGUAGAUCAUUUCUAACAGCGAUGUGCCACGUAACACGUCUGCUCUUCUUAAUAUCCAUUUAUAACGAACAUUAAUCGGACAUUAAUUUGCAGUAAUUGACUUGCUCGUUUUUAAUGGUGUUCGUUCUUGGCCCUAUUGACGUACAAUAUUGCAGCAGCAUGUAUAUCGUAUUUUUUAAUAUAAUACAACAUAUUUAAGUACUCAUCACAAAUUCAGUAUGCAUAAAAACAUGUUCACACACACACACACACACACAUAUAAAAUUCAGAAUAUAGAUAGAUAAACAUGUUAUGCAACCAUGUAUCGUUACGCGUCCAGUUUUGCGCGUUAAUUGUAAAUUUUCAAUUUUAGUACAGUAGCUUGAAGGUCUUUUAAAUUUCCCGGAAGUAAUAUACUGUCAUAUACCGAGUAAAUGGCUUUUUCUAAAGCACGAUCGAUAUUAUAUAUUUACGAAACAAGAUACACUGAAGCCUUCCGUAUUCACAUAGAAUAGAAAUAAAAUUAGGAAUAAAAGAUAACUAUGAGUUACAAGAUAACGUAAAUGUUACCUAGCACUUCGAGAGAAGUAUGUUUCGUAAAAGAUGAAACUGAAUUUCGAAAAUUAGUCCUUCGUGAAUCUUCAAUUUUCUCUAGUGAUAUUCGAGAAUUUUGUCAAUCGAAUGUCGCGCGGAUCUCUUUUUUUUAUAUUUUUCAUAUAUACCUGACAUAGUGCGUUUUGUAACACGUUAAAAUUGUACUCGCGAAAAAACCAUGUCGCAUGUGUCGCGACGCAACACUAAAUCGAAGCCGGAAAGCGUUUCCGUAAAAAACAAAUUUGUAGACGAGAGCAAUAUAAAGUGUAAAUAAUAAUACCAAAAA